This is a messenger RNA of Lactuca saligna, 2360 nucleotides long. The record is from the annotation of a GenBank genome assembly. Lineage: Eukaryota; Viridiplantae; Streptophyta; Magnoliopsida; Asterales; Asteraceae.
CAUGAACUUACAAGAAGAUAAACCUCUGUCUCAAUGAGUAUCACUCGUAUCCAUUACCCGCCAAACUUCCUCUUCUUCCUUCUUCUUCUACACAAUUUGAAUCAAUGUCAUCUCUUGAUGUAUCCUCACAUGUUUCUCUCUCUAGAAUUCUUUCUCUCUUCGCUCCAGUAUCCAGAUUCUCUCAAUCUUCUUCGCUCUUUCUCCCAACUUCCUCCUCCAAUCCAUCUCUGUGUCUAUCAGCCGUAUCUUUUCACCGCCGCCGUUGUAAAGCCACUAUUCCAUCGUGUAGUCAAUCUGAAGGAGAGUUUGAAGCAAUAGACGAAGAGUUAGCGGAAAUUGAAGAUGAUGUGGAGUCUGAUUUUGAAGAUGUAAGUGAUGAAAACUUGGAUGUGGAUGAGCUCGAAGUGGAGGCGGAAAUGGCCGUUCGUGAAUUCUCGCUUUCUUUAUCUAAGGAAUUGAAAAUCGAAGAGGAGCCGAUUGGUGAAAAAGAAACUCGUGGAAGAAGGAAGAUGCGUGAAAGUAUCAAAGUCGUGAAUAUACCUGAUCAUCUUCUUCCAAAGGUUUCAAUUGUUGGAAGACCAAAUGUUGGCAAAUCAGCAUUAUUCAACCGCCUUGUUGGGGGAAACAGGGCUAUAGUGGUCGAUGAACCUGGGGUUACUAGGGAUAGGUUAUAUGGUAGAGCCUUUUGGGGAGACAAAGAAUUUAUGAUGAUUGACACAGGAGGUGUUCUCAAAGUUUCAAAGUCACAAACUGAUGUUAUGGAACAACAAUUAUCUGUCUCAACAACAAUUGGCAUGGAAGGUAUUCCACUUGCUUCCAGAGAGGCUGCUGUUGCCAGGAUGCCUUCAAUGAUUGAGAGGCAAGCUACUGUGGCUGUAGAAGAGUCAUCAGUCAUCAUAUUUGUAGUUGAUGGACAGGUAGGCUUGAAUGCAGCUGAUGUGGAAAUAGCAGAUUGGCUCAGAAAGAAUUAUUCAAAUAAAUGUAUUAUAUUAGCUGUUAAUAAGUGUGAGUCUCCACGCAAAGGAAUAAUGCAAGCAUCAGAGUUUUGGUCUCUUGGAUUUACACCACUUCCUAUAUCAGCUAUUUCUGGAACAGGAACCGGUGAGCUUCUUGACUUUGUUUGCACAGGCUUAGGAAAAACCGAGGAUUCCAAUGUUGAAAACAAAGAAGAAGACGAAAACUACAUUCCUUCAAUUUCAAUUGUAGGAAGACCAAAUGUUGGGAAAAGCAGCAUUCUCAAUGCUUUAGUUGGUGAAGAUAGAACAAUUGUUAGUCCAGUUAGUGGAACCACACGUGAUGCUAUUGACACUGAGUUUGAAGGACCAGAUGGCCAGAAAUUUCGUUUGAUUGAUACUGCUGGGAUUAGGAAAAGGGCAGCAGUAGCUUCAUCAGGGAGUACAACAGAGGCUUUGUCUGUUAAUCGAGCAUUUCGUGCAAUUCGGCGUUCUGAUGUGGUAGCUCUUGUUAUUGAGGCUUUGGCAUGUAUCACAGAACAGGAUUACAAGAUUGCAGAAAGGAUAGAAAAGGAAGGAAAAGGUUGUCUAAUUGUUGUCAACAAGUGGGACACAAUUCCAAAUAAAAACCAACAAACAACAUUACAUUAUGAGGAAGAUGUUAGAACAAAGCUGCGUAUCCUUAAUUGGGCACCUAUCGUUUAUUCAACUGCAAUAACUGGAAACAGCGUUGACAAAAUCAUUGUUGCUGCAAGUGCGGUUGAAAGCGAGAGAUCAAGAAGGCUUAGCACAGCCACUUUGAAUCAAGUCGUUCAUGAAGCUUUAGCUUUUAAAUCACCUCCAAGGACUAGAGGUGGAAAAAGAGGACGCCUCUAUUAUUGCACUCAGGCAGCUAUUAGGCCACCUACAUUUGUUUUCUUUGUGAAUGAUGCAAAGCUUUUCCCUGAAACAUACCGCCGUUACAUGGAGAAACAAUUAAGAUCCGAUGCUGGAUUUUCCGGUACUCCAAUUCGUCUUUUAUGGCGCAGCCGUAAGAAAUCCGAGAAAGAUUUUGGGCAAGGGCCGGUGUCAAAACCGAAAUCAAACUUCACGCAUAAGAAGUUGGUUGUAGCUACAUGAUCUAUUAAUCUUGAAGAGAAAAAGUGAGGUAAGGUUAAUAGUUUCUUAAUGAUUGUAAUUCACUAUUGUCGUUGAGUAAAUAUGUGAACGCUAAGAGCAUUUUCAUGAUUUACAAGAAGCGGCAUUGGCCUCACCCGAAGCUUUUACAUUUUGUCACAUCAGAUUUUGAGUAACUUUAUAUAGCAAUAAAUUAUUUUCAUAAACCAUUUCCACAAGAUAUUUUUGAAAUUAUCUUAGUUUUAUUCGUAUCUUUGUGAAAUGUUUUUUUUUUUUAUUUUUAUAAACACU